Fusarium mangiferae is the source of this 1554-nucleotide messenger RNA. RefSeq lists its product as uncharacterized. The record is from RefSeq and is a predicted model, not a curated record. Gene Ontology annotation, molecular function: DNA-binding transcription factor activity. The transcript has 3 exons. Gene Ontology annotation, biological process: regulation of DNA-templated transcription. The coding region runs from base 1 to 1554 and encodes 517 amino acids. NCBI's taxonomy places the organism in Eukaryota, Fungi, Ascomycota, Sordariomycetes, Hypocreales, Nectriaceae.
AUGGAUAGUAUCUCUGUACUGCCACUUGAUGCAGCAGACAUGGGGGCGGGCCCCAAAAGGGGAAGAAGACCACUUGAAGUGCCAGAGGGUGGAUCAGUGACAAACCGCCGAAGGAUGCAAAAUCGCAUGGCCCAGCGCGCGUAUCGACAGCGUAAGGAGUCUGCCAUUGAUAUCCUGAAGCAGAAAGUUGAAGAGCUGGAGCGGUCGAAGGAAGACAUGGGGAGGGAGUUUAUUAACUUCACUUCUGUCAUUCUUGAGCAGGAUACUGUCAAGAACAAUCCGCAGAUCAUUGAACAUAUUAAGCAGACCACCAUAAGCUUGCUAUCCAGCGCUCGAGAGGUAGAUGAGAGUGAGAGACCUGGCGUCGAAGUUGGGGAGCCGAAUGACAUUCUCAACGAUCUCCCAGUCGAAGACCCAGCUGAACUCACACCACCAAUUCCGCAAGCCCAGACAUUCGACUUUCCUAUGAUGGACGGUGGCGGACAGAUGGACUACACCACCAGCCCAAUCGAUCCCAUGCUUUCCCAGCAACGGCCCAAUUCCGAUUCGACACCACACUCGUUCGAUGCAACCUCCUACUUCCAGCUUCCCACCACCCAAACGCCCUUCUACGACAUGACGUACCAACUCCCCGGAUCAACGUGGGACUCUACCCUGCCCAACCCCCGAUCCUACGCAAGCCAAGAGCUCAACUUUGGCCGGCGGUACCACAGAGCCUCUCAGGAGGCUGCUUUUCUUCUAGCGUCAAUGAGACAUGCGCCUCCUGGAUGGUAUCGCAAGGUCUUUGGCUUCUGCAUGCAUUUUGAGACGAGGGAAGAGAUAAGCAGUCGAUUGGGUGAAGCACUGCGCAAGUCGAAAGAGAUGACGCUUAAUAAUUGGAGGUUUCCGUUCACUAAUAUUGGUGGUGCUGGGACAUUCUUUCCUGAUCAGGGCCAUGGUAGUGGCGAUUUACCGAUUGGCAACAGAUCACUGGAGCAUGAGGCGUAUAGACCCCCCGAGAUGUCAGGCUUCUCAAUGGGACCCUUCGGACCCUCCAUCGAACAGAUCAGAGAUUUACGCUUGAAUCCUCAGUUACGCAUUAUCGAUCCUGAAUAUGACGGAGACUUCUUUGAUGCUGAUGAGAUUGAGAUUUGUCUCCGCGGCUACGGUGUUACUAUUCCAGCGGGCAAAGACUUCGUCACAGCUUACAUCGACAUGAGUAUGUUUGAGCGAACCUCAGAUUCAGAGACGAGUUCUGGACCUAACACGCCUCCUGACAUGCCAGGUAACGGGAAUUUCGAAGAGGAAGAUCUUGAAAGUGACGAGCCUGCUUCGUUUUCAUGCCCCGCUGGCUUGAUGGGUAUGGCGAUGGGAGCUAUGCCGCCCCCGCCGAAAGGUAAAGGGCCUGGGGAGCGGUGGAAGACGCCUAGUAAACGGGACACAAAGGUCAAGAUUGAUGUUGAAAGACUGAUCAUGUGUCUUGUCAACUCAACUGUGUGUCUCGGAAGAACACCAGCCGUUCGUCCUAUGGAUAUCCGUAAGUCGUUAAAGAUGUCCAUCAUGCAGGAAGACUAG